CUGACAGGGAGGAAGAUUGUUUGUAAACAAAACAAUCUUCCUCUCUGUCGGAGAUGCUCCAUAAUCACCAGGCACCGGCGGCACAAACAUGCUGCUUUGUAUGUUUACAUAGUAAACACACACACAGCACACUAUGUAAAACACAACACACUGUUAACCCUUUGAUCACCCCAGAUGUUAACACCCUUUCAGGGUUGCCCAGUGUCAUUAGUACAGUGACACUACAUUUUUAUUAGCAGUUAUCACUGUAUUUAGUAUCAGGUAGGGGAUAUCAGUGGCAGUUAAUCAGUUCCCACUCGGUGUCAGAAUGCCGGCCGCAGUCCCACU
Staurois parvus is the source of this 327-nucleotide messenger RNA. The record is from the annotation of a GenBank genome assembly. Lineage: Eukaryota; Metazoa; Chordata; Amphibia; Anura; Ranidae.